Molecule: messenger RNA, 4984 nt
Organism: Mugil cephalus (flathead mullet)
Lineage: Eukaryota; Metazoa; Chordata; Actinopteri; Mugiliformes; Mugilidae
Gene: tubd1
Product: tubulin, delta 1
Exons: 8
Coding region: 186-1517 (443 amino acids)
Biological process (GO): mitotic cell cycle; microtubule cytoskeleton organization
Cellular component (GO): cytoplasm; microtubule
Molecular function (GO): structural constituent of cytoskeleton; GTP binding
Source: RefSeq, a predicted model, not a curated record
UUAACCGGAAGUGCCUUUCUAACUUGUGGCGCCCGCGUCGAGCGCCGCUUCUACCCACAACAAAGUACCGACAGCUCUCACGGUCAUGUAACUUUACUUUUACAGCUCAACUUCAUCGAUGGAUCCGUCAGUGAGUACUGGUCCACUGUGAUCAGAAAGCUGUCCAUCCUUGUGUGAGGUGGAGCAUGUCUGUGGUGACCGUCCAGCUGGGACAGUGCGGUAACCAGGUGGGACAGGAGCUGUUUGACAUCAUCUGUAGCGAUGCUCAGGAGGGACAGAGGAAAACCUACAGCACCGCCAGCUGUGAGAGGUUCUUCCACCAAACCACACAGGGAGACCUUGUGGCCAGGGCGGUGCUGAUAGACAUGGAGCCCAAAGUGAUCAAUCACAGUAUGACCAAGGCUGCAAAGACUGGCAGGUGGAGGUAUGGAGAAAAGUCACACUUCAGCCAGAAGCAGGGAUCUGGAAAUAACUGGGCCAAUGGGUACUGUGUCCACGGGCCUCGUCACAGAGAGGCGGUGGAGGAGCUGGUGAGGCGGGAGGUGGAGCGCUGUGACAGACUAGCUGGGCUCAUUGCCAUGAUGAGCGUAGCAGGGGGAACGGGGUCAGGGGUCGGUACCUACAUUACACAGUGUCUCCGAGACAUCUACCCAUCAUCCUUCAUCCUCAACCACCUCACCUGGCCGUACGGCACUGGGGAGGUGAUCGUCCAGAACUACAACUCUGUGCUGACACUGGCUCACCUCUACCAGCUGUCAGACGCCAUCCUGGUGCACGAGAAUGACACGGUGCACAAGAUCUGCAGUCAGCUGCUCAACAUCAAGCACAUCUCCUUCAGCGACAUCAACAGGGUCAUCGCCCACCAGCUGGGCGGUAUCCUGCAGCCCGCGCUCACCGCUGACUCCCACGGAGCGUACAGCAGAAACCCCCUGGGUGAGUUGGUGAGUGCUCUUGCUUGCCACCCAGAGUACAAGCUGCUCAGUGUGUGCACCAUCCCUCAGAUGCCCAGUUCCUCCAUAGCCUACAGCACGUUCAGCUGGCCAGGGCUCCUCAAACACCUACGACAGAUGCUCAUCUCCAACUCCAGGAUGGAGGAAGGUAUAGACUGGCAGGUGCGUCCACAUGCUGGCUCUGGGCAGAUCAGGACUCUGACGGGAGGCGGCUUCAACACGUCUCUAGCCAACCUGCUCGUGCUGAGAGGGAAAGAUGUCUACAGCACAGAGACAGGUGGUUUUGAGGACCCAGCCCUCUACACUUCCUGGCUGUCAUCAGGAGAAGCUUUCAGCUUGUGGAAAUCCCCAGUCCCCUUCAACAAGUAUGAGAAGUCUGCUACGCUGGUCAGCAACAGUCAGGCCCUGCUCAGACCUCUGGAUGACAUGGUGGGAAAAGCCUGGAACAUGUUUGCUUCCAGAGCCUACAUCCAUCAGUACAUUAAAUACGGCAUCUCAGAGGAGGACUUCUUGGACAGCUUUACGUCUCUAGAGCAGGUCAUCUCCAGCUACAGUCAACUGUGCUAGCAGUGAGAAACACCACCACCUUGGACUUUAUGUAAAUAAGAGAACGCACCUUCAUGUUGGAUAAUGCGGAUGCUUAAAAUGUAAAUAGAAUUUGUUUUAAAGUUGGCUCAAAAAAAGGAAUUUUUCAUAUCCCUUGAGUUUGUCUGGCACCUGGAGUGGAAAGAACAGAGCCAAUUUCAUAACCAGAGGUUUCACUGUUACACAGUCAGUGUAGAGAAACCCCAGGGGAAAGGGUUGGGGCUAUGAUGACUGUAUUCAGGAAGUAGAGCGGCUUAUUCAUUUAUUUCGGGGUUAGUCGUUCGAUUCGCCACCCCACCUACAUGCUUCGGUGGCAAGACACGGAACAAUGUGUGAAUGAGAAACAUCUGUUUUAGUAUAUUACAAUUUUUCUUUAUUUUAAUGGAUUAUUUUUAGUUCUAAUCUAUUUUAGGUCUAAAAUUAAUAAAAAUGCUUCAUGAGUAUUACAAAAGCUAUACAAAACCAAAAGCCCUCCCCCUUUGACAUUUUUUCCCCCUCGGGGCCACAAACAACUUGCUUGGUUUCUUUAUCCUGACCCCCACCUCACAUGAAGCAGAAGUUGAUCAUGACUUUAUAUUUUUUUCUUAUUGAAGUAAAAAGGCAACUAUGACAGUGAUUUUGAUCAAACAAACCACAUAACUCUCUCCCCAUUACCUCCCGUCUCUCUCCACUUGCAGCUAUCAAAUAAAUGGCAGACCUGCCAACCUGUACGCAUCUUGCGUAGCAGGUACUCAAUUUGACAUGAAAAUACGCUGGUACGGUCCACCUCUUGAAACUACUCAAAAAGCUGCUGACAUCUCUGAGUGCUGUUAGAAAUGUGCAGGUGCGAUACUCCUGUGUGACAGCACGAUGCAGCAGUGUGGUGGUGAAGCAGUUUCAACCAGUCAUCGUAGAGUGGCAGAGAAUAACAAGUCUGCCGAACCUAUAGCGUUAACCCCGCCCCGCUCUGCCUGCGGUGUGUGUGUGUGAAUAAAGUACCAAGAUUGUAGUGGUACUGUAUGAUUACGAGUAAAAGUACUAAAUUACUUUCCACACUGUGUUUCUCUUAUUUUAAGGUUAGGAAUCAGAGUGGGCCUGUAUAUAAGGAGGGAUGGGAUUAUUUCUUCUUGUUUAAAGACAAAUCUUAUAGCAACAACCCUGCCACUAUGGCAGACAAGGAUGACAGGGAGGGACAGCAGCAGGACUUUUAAAAAGCAGAGGGUCCACGUCCCCCAGUAUUUGGAAAAAUAUAAGAAAAAAUAUCAGUGGCCAUACCUGCAACCAUCAAAGAUCCCACAUCAUGCAUUUUGCACAGUGUGCAAUUAUGAUGUGAAAUAAUAUCAUGUCACGUAAGCCACCAGGGAGCUUAUAUGAAAUAUGAAUUAGGCCUGUGAUGUGUGCCUCUGUGCUGUAAGCCAAUGGAAUUAUCACAUUCUUGAAAAUAAAAAAUAUCUAUUUCAUUACACAAAAUAAAUUAUUACAAUUUUAAUUAAAUAAUUCAGUGGUGUUAACUUGUGGCUAUGAGCUUUUAUAAGCAUGUAAUCAAGUGCAACUUUUGAAUUUUAUGUUGCCCAGAUAGUGCAUUGCACAUUAUAUUUGAUAUCAGGUCAAAAUAAAAAAAAUAAAAUAAAUAAAAAUACUGAAAUAAUUUACCUUGGUUUGUUAACAGCAUUUUUAUAUGUUUUGAAAGUAUUUUUGUGUUCCACUGAAAGGCCAUCGCUGAUUCAGUACAGAAUGUACAUCACUUAGAAGGACAUGUUAUAUGAAAAAAAAAAAAUGUUUAAAAUGUCCAUAUUUACUUUAAUAAAGAUUUAAAUCAAAAAUAUGUAUUUUUUAUAUUUUUAUUUUAUAACCGAUUUUCAGCUAGUGAAUGGGAAAGUAACUGUGUGUAAAGCAAAGUAGUUGGAAAAGUUUGCAAAAAAAAAAGCCGCACGAGACAAGUAGCACUCAAAAUAUUUUGCCGUGGUUGGCAGGUCUGAAAUGGCCACAAAAGAAAAACUUCUACAACUGAAUGACUCCCUCUGAUACGAUCUGGUGAUGUGACUAGAAACUCCUCGCGGUGAGAGCAUAUGAACCAUUAUAGCUUUGAAAUGCAAACAUACAUUAACGGCAAUUCUUUGAUAAUUCUGAGAAGCAGAACUGCACAAAUAAAAGUGGCAAGAGCAUCAUUUAACAUUGGUUUCAACUCUUUAUUGAUUAUAGCUUUUACACAAUAGAGGUGGGGUGGCAAGAAAAUCACUGAAGACGGGCCGACACCAGAGGACCAGCUGAAGUGCAGUCAGUCUUGACGUGCUGCACUGAAACGCUGAAGGCCCACAGCUUCAGCCAGCUUACAGACCGCUGUUGCCGUAUAAAUUGACCAGCCAACACCAGUCUGAUAAGCUAGCUGACGGGAUGGGAGCAUGGGGGCCAAUCUUAUCCAUGAGGCGGGGUGAACCAGAAUCUACAGAGCGUGAUUUAGGCAAGACAUAUCUCCCACGCAGAAACGGUGUGGGAGUCAGCACAGACCAACUGAGAGCCAGGACAUAAUGUGAUCCUCCUAAGAAUUAGUAGAAAGCAGAAACAUGAAGAUACAUGCGGGCUGAGCUGUUCACUUACCUUAAAGAUGGUAAUUUCUAAGAGGAAAUAAAGAAAGAUCUCUACGGUUUAACGUCACAGGGUUACAACAAAGCCUUUCAGGACGAGAACUUAGAAGAGAGUACAAAACAAAUGACAGACUCAGACUUGGAAACAAGUGCAAUGAUUUCCACGUUUUAUAUAUGAUUUGAUCCAAGUUUCACCCUAAAUGUACAGAAUAGAAAUGGGACUAGUUAGCCGAGAGUACAAUGUCACUUUACAAAUGAUAUCAUCUUUUCUUUUGUGUUUUGGUUCAAGUUGACUAAUGUCCACACAGACCGUCUGAAUAGAAAUACAUCUGAGCAUACCCUCAAAAAAGAUAUUAAGAUAUUUACACAAUGUGCAAACCAUCAAUACCACACUGUUGUUUUAAGUUGAUAUUGCUUUUUUUUCUCCGACAUUUUAAACUCCAGAAACAAAAGACGACAAAUUGGUCUUACUGUCUUAAGAGGACGAAAACGUGAGGACAAUUUAACCCUGAAAAGAAAACACCAUCCAUAGCAGUAAUCUUGGCAGCACACUGUACAAACAAAUCAAGAUCCAUCCAUACAGAAAUGUUACAAAAUUAAAUAAAAAUCAAGUCAUUAAGUCAAGAGCUAUAUUCAAGGGAAGCCGGAUCUUCCCGUCUUGCAUAAGGCAUAGCAUCUGAUGGGCACUGCCCUUACACAGCAGUUACCACCAAACCGCUGCUUUACUUCUGAGGUCAAUGAAUGGGUUAAUUUAACGUUUAAGUAACAUGUUAAGAUCAGCAGUAGAGCCAGUCACUCUAGACACAAACCUACAGAGUGAGAUGAGAGGAAGAACUACAAAACCUGAAGGGAGGGGGGAAACAAGUAGACAGCACAUACACCCUC